GGUUUUUACUCUACCACACAACACCAUUUGCAAAAAACUUCUCUCUGAAUCUCUAUCAGUGAGUUCUCAUAAAAUGAGAGGGGUGAUGAGUUUUGCCAUUUGGGCUCUCUUUGCUGCUUUACUCUCACAGCAGCUCUUUGCUUCUGUUGCUUCCAUAAGGUUUGAGGAUGCCAAAACAUACUACUCUCCUCCCUCUGGCUCACAUGGAACUCCUCCAUCACACACGCCUCCUUCUAACUGUGGAAGUCCACCUUACGACCCUACUCCCUCAACUCCAUCUCACCCUUCAACUCCAUCUCACCCUUCAACUCCUUCCACUCCAUCACACACCCCAACUCCAUCACACACUCCCUCACACACUCCUCCUUGUAACUGUGGAAGUCCACCUUCUCACCCUUCCACGCCUUCCCACCCUUCCACGCCUUCACGCCCUUCCACACCUUCACACCCAACACCUUCACACCCUCCUUCUGGUGGAUAUUACUCAUCUCCUCCACCAAGUACUCCAGUCGUUGUGACUCCACCAACACCCAUUGAUCCAGGGACACCCAUCAUUGGAGGAAGCCCACCAACUCCUAUCAUUGAUCCAGGCACACCCAUCAUUGGAGGAAGCCCACCAACUCCUUUCAUCCCUGCUCCUUUCCCACCAAUCACUGGAACAUGCGAUUACUGGAGAAACCACCCAACAUUGAUAUGGGGCUUGCUUGGAUGGUGGGGAACUGUUGGAGGAGCUUUUGGUACAGUGAGUAUUCCCAGUAGCAUUCCAGGGUUUGAUCCUCACAUGAACCUUCUUCAAGCACUUUCCAACACCCGCACUGAUCCCAUUGGUGCUCUCUACCGUGAAGGCACAGCGUCUUGGUUAAACUCCAUGGUCAACACUAGGUUCCCUUUGACAACUCCUCAAGUCAGAAACCAUUUUGUUGCAGGACUUUCCUCAAACAAGGCAGCCACAAAGCAAGCCCAUACCUUCAAGCUCGCAAAUGAAGGUCGUCUAAAGCCUAGAGUCUGAAAUUAAGAGAGUUUCAUUUUCUCAGUUUGUUCGUUGGUUUAUAUCAAAAACAAUCUUAAUUAAUUAUCUUAUCAUGUGUGUUGCUCAGUAGAGUUUUAAGUGUCCUAUAGUCUCUAGUAAUAUUUAUGAUGGAUACUCCUUUUAUGUUUAAUGUUUCUGUUUCAAAAAAAAAUUCUUGAUCUU
Messenger RNA from Arabidopsis arenosa, 1192 nucleotides. The record is from the annotation of a GenBank genome assembly. NCBI's taxonomy places the organism in Eukaryota, Viridiplantae, Streptophyta, Magnoliopsida, Brassicales, Brassicaceae.